AAUAAUAAAAAAUUUAUAAUUUAAAAUCAUGGAAAACUCAAGUAAUGAGAUUAAAAUACUUUUAUAUUCCUUAAAUGCUGCAUCACAAAUUCUUGGGUUAAAUAUAUUAACGUGUGUUUAUCAUAAGAAUUCAUGGAAUUUUCGAUUUUUUAAAUUUUAUUCAAAUUUUCUCGAAUUGUUUCUUAUUCUGAAUACGCUGGCAUUAGUUUCCACAAUAUUUUCCGAUAAAUUCGUAUGCGGAGACUUGUUUAACUUAUUCGUAGGUUUCAAAUACAUCAUGCAGUUUUUUGUUAUUGGUACGAUCAUAUUCUGGACUUUUCAGUUCUCUUUACUUAAACGAAUUCAUUUAAAUCUACCUAGUAAAUCUUGCUAUGAAGUCGAAAAAACGUUAAUUACCUCAAUAGAAUUUCAAUUUGCAGUUUUCUUCGCAGUCACUGCUUUACUGCAAGUCACAUGUUACUUCAUGCUUGACUUUUCUCUAUAUUCUGCCGUGGAAAAUGCAACUGUAACGGAAUUCCUUCUCUGUAAUAUCGAUUGGGCAUUAUCAUCAUUUUUUUUAAUAGGACAAACUGUUUACAUAUUAUUCCUUCUUUAUAAUUAUUUACUCAUUUUGUUUCAUGGAUUUAACACAUUGUCGAGCAAACUCGAUGUAGUUUCUCGUGAAAGAAGGAAAAGUAAAGUUCUAAUCGUAUACAUAAUCGAAGAACAUACAGCAUUAAUGGAAGACGUUCGAAACGUCAAUAACCAAUUCGAAAUGUAUUUCCCUGCUGUUUACUGCUGUAAUUUAUAUGCGUUUAGUAUUCUGGUAACAAUAUCUUUGUUUUACGAUUUACCCGCAGAGUCUAAACUGGGUGCAUUAGUCAUUAUCAUAUUCGUAAUUUUGGAAUUUUUAAUAAUUUCAUUCGGUUUAUCCAGAUUUACAUCUUCGCUUUACGGAAAUUUCAACGAGAUUAAUAAAUAUUCUUCAUACAGAUUUUCCCUGGUUUUUAAAUUGAAGAUGCUGAAUUUUAUGAAAAGAUUCGGAAAAACACCCAUUGGAAUUUCUGUCGGUGGAUUUUUUCGAGUCAAACGCGAUUUUCCGAUUAAAAUGCUGAGUAGUCUUUACUCCAUUCUUUCUGCUCUUAUCGAAUUGGCAAAGAAGAACGAAAGUACCAAAUGUACUUCAUCACGUUUGCUGAAUGCAAGUAAUGUUCAGAAUACAUCAUUGUAUUGAGAAUGUUUCUACGUGAGUACAAAAAAAUCAACGAAAAUUCGUUGAUAUGAGGAAAUGGUCUGCAGCUUUUCGAGAUACUGCUGAUUUUUCUAUACUGUAGCUACAUACGUGAACGAAUAUAAAAGUUUUGUAUUAAUAAUAUUGAAUAACUAGAAGCACUUCUUAUAUGUAUGAACACAAAAAAUCAAAGUAAACUUUAUGAGUAAUGUAGAAAGUAAAGUUCAAAACCAUCUUAUUUUUUAAUUUUUCAAUCAUAAAUUGAAAACAUUCCUUAACAAAAUAUUAAAACAGUGGCCAUACAACAGAUCUAAUAUUUUCUGUAUACAGAAGGAACAGCUCUGUUGUAUGGUUAGUGUUUUGAUAAUUUGUUAGAGAAUGUUUCACAUUUUAUCGCGUAUGUAGGUGUUACACAGAUUUAAAAAAAAAAAAAAAGGAAAAAAUUUGUGGCUAUUCGUUUGGACAUUCGCAAACUUACUUUCGCACAUAUUAAUAAAGUUCUUAAUUUAAUUAAAAAUUACAAUAAACAAAACUUUUAGUACACUAUGCUUUUCUUUAAAUUUAAAUUAAUGUUAAUUCAUUAAACUGCUACUUCUUUGUCUGAUGCGAGCCAAUUCUGACAAAUGAUACGUUUAUUUUUCAUUAAUUAUUUAUUUAUUUUUAUUUAUUUAUUUAUUUUGUGUUUUAUUUUAUUUUAUUUAUUUAUUUAUUUUUUGCUGAUAGCCUGCAUUAUUGAUAAAAAUUGGUAACAUAGAUUUAGGUACA
Centruroides sculpturatus (bark scorpion) is the source of this 1975-nucleotide messenger RNA. RefSeq lists its product as uncharacterized. The record is from RefSeq and is a predicted model, not a curated record. The coding region runs from base 29 to 1213 and encodes 394 amino acids. NCBI's taxonomy places the organism in Eukaryota, Metazoa, Arthropoda, Arachnida, Scorpiones, Buthidae. The transcript has 4 exons.